Molecule: messenger RNA, 558 nt
Organism: Trichosurus vulpecula (common brushtail)
Lineage: Eukaryota; Metazoa; Chordata; Mammalia; Diprotodontia; Phalangeridae
Product: leucine-rich colipase-like protein 1
Exons: 1
Coding region: 1-558 (185 amino acids)
Biological process (GO): lipid catabolic process; digestion
Cellular component (GO): extracellular region
Molecular function (GO): enzyme activator activity
Source: RefSeq, a predicted model, not a curated record
AUGCUGCUGACUCCAUUCACAAAGGCAGGCAUCUUGAAGCUGCUACUGACCUCCCUCCUCCUGUCCCAAGGUUCCAUGAAAUUUCACAAGAAAAUUGGGGAGACUUGCAGGACACACUUAGGAUGCUUCAGCGAGUGCUGCAUCCGUAACGAGAAGAUGCAGAAGGUUUGCACCAGGAGGAUGUUCUUCAUGCAGUGCAAUACCUGGAAGAAGCCUAAUGGAUAUUCCUGCUAUGACCACUCUGAGUGCCAGAGCAACUGUUGCGUUCCCAACAGCUCUAGAACCCAGACAUUUUGUACCCCAACGACAGUUUUCCGGCAGUGUAUACCUUGGAGAAAGAUGGAAGGAGAGCUCUGCUCUAGUCAUAAAGAAUGCCAAAGUCAAUGCUGCCUCGGCAGAUAUGAAGAUGUUUUCCAUUGCAUCCCAAAGAUAGGACUGCUCACAAAAUGUUUUUAUCUGAUGGAGGAAAACUUUGAAGUUGAUGAUGAAGUAGGAUCAAUAAAUAACCAAGAAAAUCAGCCAGGAGGAUUGCCAGUGUCCACAGGACAACAGGGAUAG